Molecule: messenger RNA, 1542 nt
Organism: Paramecium tetraurelia
Lineage: Eukaryota; Ciliophora; Oligohymenophorea; Peniculida; Parameciidae
Exons: 4
Biological process (GO): peptidyl-serine phosphorylation; protein autophosphorylation; intracellular signal transduction
Cellular component (GO): cytoplasm; nucleus
Molecular function (GO): calcium-dependent protein serine/threonine kinase activity; calcium/calmodulin-dependent protein kinase activity; ATP binding
Source: RefSeq, a predicted model, not a curated record
AUGGGAAUUUGUAAAUCUAAAAAACAAAACCACUCACCUCCAAUUUUGAGAAACUAAAAUGUGAAAACAGCGAAUACUGCUGAUAUCGUUAGAGAGAAUAGUCCCAAUAAUGUUGCAGCAGGUUCUCAACUAGCAUUCUCUCAAUAAGACUUCUUUAUUAGAAGUCAGGAACUAAUGACUCCAGAUAGAUUAAACACUGCAAACAAAGGGAAGUUUUUUAACACCUACACUUUGUUGAACAACUUAAAAAGUCCCAACGAACAAAUACGACAAGUUUGUACUGUAUAACAUAAUUAAACUGGAGUUACGAAAAUUGGAAUUAUAUAAACCCACCAUUAUAAACAAGCUGAUUUAAUAAAGGUUCAAAACAAAAUACAAUAGCUUAAAAAAUUAGAUCAUCCAAAUAUCAUGUCUAUUUAUGAAUUUUUUGUUGAUUCCAAGUAAUUGUAUAUAGUUACUGAAAAUUAUGAUGGUGGAACUCUAUUGUCAAGACUAAAAUUUGAGAACAAGGAAGAAUCAACAAGGAAAAACUAGUUGAUUUAAAUUUACUUCUAGUAAAUUUUAGCAGGUUUACAAUACUUGCAUAGUAAUGGGAUAAAUCACAAAAAUCUCAAACCUGAAAACAUUUUAUUUUAAAGCUAACAAAGUUAAUUGAUUAAAUUAGUUGAUUAUAGUAAUACAAGAGUGAAUAAAAAGGAUGAUGACAUCCUUGAUCUUACUUAUCUAGCGCCUGAGGUCAUUUAAAAUUAGGAAUUCUCUCAAGCCUCCGAUAUCUGGUCAUGUGGUGUAUUACUCUAUGAAAUAUGGACAAAAUUCUAACCAUUCAAAGGGGAUAACUAUAAGGAGAAGAAGGAGAAUAUCUUAAAAUGCAGAAUUACCAAAGAUGAAAAUUGGAAUCAAAUUCCAAUUUAAGCUUAAAAGUUGAUUAAUUCAAUGUUGAAAAUUGAUCCAUCUAAACGACUAACUGCUGCUCAAUGCUUAUAGAAUGAAUAUCUCAAAAAUAUUGUAAGCUAUACUGAUAAAACUUUUGUUGAAGAUGUAUUUUAGAGAAUUUAACAAUAUCAGUCAAAAUCUGAAUUUCAAAAAUUAUUGUUGUCAAUUAUGAUUAAUAAAUUGAUGGAUGAAAAGGAGAAGGAGAAACUAAUGGUUGCAUUCGAAGCAAUAGAUGAUAAUAAAGAUGGAAAGAUCACAAAAAGUGAACUCAAAAAGUUCUUAGCGUCAGAGAAAUAGAAGUCACUCACUAAUAAAAUAUUCUAAAUUUUAGAUUCCAAUUAAAAUGGAUAUAUAGAGUUUAAUGAGUUUUUACUAGCUUCAUGCAAUACUGACAAACUUGUUAAUCAAGAAAACCUCGAAUUACUAUUUAAAUUUAUCGAUAAAAAUUAAAGCUAAUAAAUAACCAUCAAAGAAUUAAAAUCCUUAUUCAUCGAAGCCAGAUUAACUGAUAAAGAAUGGGAACUGAUAUUUAAUUAAGGAGAUUUGAAUUAAAAUGGAAAAAUUUCAUUUUAAGAAUUUUCUCAACUUUUAUAAUAAACUUCGAACUGA